CUUCCUUCCCUUUUCUGUUGUUUGUUUCUUUUUACUUCGUCCUUCUCUGUCUAUAUCUUUUCUCUCUUCUUCACUCUUAUUCUCACUCCCACUCUCACACACUCUUUUUUUUUUUUUUAUUUUUUUUUAUUAUUUUUAUUUUUUUAUUUUUUUAUUUUUUUAUAAAUAUAUAUAUAAAUAUACAUAUUUCUUUUUUUUGUAUGUGUGUGUAAGGUUGACUUUGCUCCCAUUGCAAUUACUCCAUCUCUCUUUCAUUGCGAUCCCAACAGAAAUAUGACACAACAACAAUGUACAAACACGCCAACGGAGUAGGAGUGGAGCCUUCUCCUCCUCUUUUUCUGAUAAUAACAGGGAUUCUACCCGCUAUGGGUCAACAAGUCCACACCCCCCUCUUCCUCCACCUUCACUCCACACCAGUAUGUCUACCACAACAUCCAAUCCCUUCUCUCAUGCACAUUCAAGCACAAAACAAACACCAGUACAUUGUCAGAUAUCCCAAAUGCCAGGUCCAGUACCAGUACCAAUACCAGUACCAGUAUCACCACCGCAUCUUACUCUCUACUUCACAAACGCAACAGUCACGACCGUCACUCGCUUUUCUCCGACCUGGCAACGGGAUCGGUGGCAAUCGAGUUGCCACCAGAAUGCGCUCAGGUUCCAAUCCACAUCCACCGCUUUAUCGAGAUCAAUCUCCCUCUCUCGCUCUCUCAGAAACACUCUACUCUCAACGACGUGCUCAUCGAGAAAGUAGUGACAGUAGCAUCAGUAGUAGCACAACUGGAAACGACUCCACUCAUAUCAAUGAUUCAUUUUCCCGAUCUUAUUUGACUGAGGCAGGAGAUAAUAGUAAUAAGCAUCGAGCAGUCCAGGUCCUAGCACAACAGGAGAACCCUGGAAUGGAAACGGCAAUUACUGAGGGGUUUUCAAAGACAAGAGCCAGAGCCUCCACCAGUUCUGGUUACAACGCACGAGAUCAAGGACCAUCUGGAGUAGCACUCAGUUUUUUGGCCAAUUCAGCCUUGUCUGAACGGUUGAAUACAACCACAAAAGCACCCUCACCAGUACCAUCACACCAUCGCUAUCGCCACGGACGCAGACGCAGAUGCAAUCACACUCGAUCUCAGUGCCGUCAGCGUCUUCUCCCUCUAGUCGGAUUUCUUCACCAAGUCCAAAGCCAAACAUGACGUCGUCUAUUUCCAUACCCAAUGUACCAAUGCCUCCAGCUCCGCGUUAUUCCACAAAAACCUAUUCUAGUCCCUACAACUUCAACCUCAACCUCACAAACGUCCCCCGCUAAUGCUACUAAUCUUUUUACUGCCACCACUGCUCCAGCUACAACUACUUCUAUUACUACUACUGCGGCUAAUGAUAGUUGUAUCACGGGACUAGCGCAACAGCCACAUUGCCUUCAACCAACUCAACUGGUCCAACAACGAGUGCGCAAAGCAAUGGUACUUCUGCUGUUCCACAA
Messenger RNA from Lobosporangium transversale, 1471 nucleotides. RefSeq lists its product as hypothetical. Bases 288 to 1184 code for a protein of 298 amino acids. The transcript has a single exon. Lineage: Eukaryota; Fungi; Mortierellomycota; Mortierellomycetes; Mortierellales; Mortierellaceae. The record is from RefSeq and is a predicted model, not a curated record.